AUGCCUUCGACAAGCAUGAUGUCACCGUUUGACCGGUUGCGCGAGCUGGAGAAAAAGCGCUCUCACAAGGAACACAAAGGCCAGGUGCCCGUCAUGGAUGCCGAGACGCUGCGAGAGUUGUGUCUCGACAAUGACGGGUACGAAACACCAGAGCUCAACGAUAGUUUGUACGCGCAUUUUCGUGGGUUCCAGCGCAUCGAAGGUCUAGAAGCGUAUUACAAUCUCAAGGCUCUCUGGCUCGAAUCCAAUGGUCUCACUAGAAUCGAGAACUUGGAGCAUCUCGUCAAUCUGCGGUGUCUCUAUCUGAGCAAAAACCUCAUCGAAAAGGUCGAGAACCUGCACGCUUUGUGCGAACUCAACACGCUGGACCUGAGCGAAAACCGCAUCCAGUCGCUUGAAGGACUAGCUCGUUUACCUAACCUGCUGUCACUAAACGCGACCCGCAACCGCCUGACAACAAGCGCAGACUUACUAGAGCUCUCUCAAUGUCCGCUGCUGAACAACAUCGAUAUCAGCCACAACCUAAUCGAGGACCCAGAUAUAUUGAACGUGCUCAAAGCGGUGCCAAUGCUCAAGGCGCUACGAAUCACAGGCAACCCAGUGGUCUCCAGCACGCGCUCGUUUCGAAAGACGUACAUUGCAGCUCUACCUCAACUGUCGUUCCUGGACCGACCUAUUUUCCCUAUUGAGCGUGCUUCAGUAACAGCAUGGCAAUCUGGUGGCGUUGAAGCGGAGCGCGAAGCCAAGCGAUCAUUUAAUUUCGGGACUGGCAAGAGCAAGUUCGUGAGCGAAGGAUCAAGGAGUUGGAGCUGGAGCGUGCGCAGAAGCUGCUCGAAACGGUCGAACCAAAAGAGAUUGAUGUAG
This is a messenger RNA of Phytophthora infestans T30-4, 864 nucleotides long. RefSeq lists its product as uncharacterized. NCBI's taxonomy places the organism in Eukaryota, Oomycota, Peronosporomycetes, Peronosporales, Peronosporaceae. The coding region runs from base 1 to 864 and encodes 287 amino acids. The transcript is spliced from 2 exons. The record is from RefSeq and is a predicted model, not a curated record. Gene Ontology annotation, molecular function: protein binding.